Myotis lucifugus (little brown bat) is the source of this 2522-nucleotide messenger RNA. RefSeq names its product CDC like kinase 1 (gene CLK1). The transcript is spliced from 11 exons. Bases 961 to 2298 code for a protein of 445 amino acids. Gene Ontology annotation, biological process: protein phosphorylation; regulation of RNA splicing. Gene Ontology annotation, cellular component: nucleus. Gene Ontology annotation, molecular function: ATP binding; protein tyrosine kinase activity. The record is from RefSeq and is a predicted model, not a curated record. Lineage: Eukaryota; Metazoa; Chordata; Mammalia; Chiroptera; Vespertilionidae.
GGCCCGUAGGACGCCGCCCGCGGUCUCCUGCACAGCGAGCCCUUUUCCUCGCCCCAUCCGGCUCUGUCCAGCCUGUCGCCGCGAGUUUCUGCCGCAACCUCGACGCCCCAGACGCUGGCUGAGGAGAGUGACCGUGUUUGCGCGGCGGGGGUGGGGCGGGCCGCGCCCGGGCGCCAUCUUGUCUGCAGCGGUCGCCGCCGCCCGCGCUGUAAGAUGGCGGCGGCGGGGCGCCCGUCGCGGCCGGUGUUUACCGUGGUUCCUCGUCAAUGACGCUUCUGUGAGGAACUGUGCCGACAAAGACGGAAGGCGCGGCCCGGGUACAAGGCGCUAUCCCUUCACGUCCAGUCGCUUCUCGCAGGACUGGAAUGCCCCCUCGGGGUGGUCUGGGAUCCCGAGGAGAGAAACGAUAGAGUAUUUGCAGGCGUGUGUGGUCGGGCAUCUUGUGUGUGGAAUGUCUGCGCCCCACUCGGGGCCGUUUGAGCGCGGAGACGGGGGGAGUCAAGUUAGGGCUUUUCGUUGGAAACAUUGACGGGAGGAAGAUGGCGUCCCCCUCCUCACCCGGUGGUGUAAGGAGCCGGUGGUGUGAGAGGGCCCUGAGGAGACGCUGGAUGCAGGGCGUGCUGGGGGUGGCGCUCAGCGACGGGAUCGUGUCGUGUUGCUUUUAAUGCCAUCGCUGGCUGAAGGCCUGGCCAGUUCGGUCGCUUUACCUCCUUUACAGGAGUUUUCGACAAUAAAUGAUUCUGUCUCGAGAACUUGCACGGUUGCGGGUGAGUCGGAGGCUAGUGUUGGAGGCACGUUCGGAGGGGAGAAUUGCAUCCUGUGAACUUGGGUUAAGUCUCCGCUGCAGGAAUCGAUCCGCGGGGUCACGGCCAGAGCGGAUUUGCAGAGGAGGGUUUUACCAAACGGUUCGUGGCUGACGUGCGGCGGCCUGUAAAGCUGGGGGACUUGUGUUUUCCGCAGAUGAGGCACUCGAAGAGAAGUUACUGCGCCGAUUGGGACGAGAAGGACUGGGAGUCCGCCAAGUGGAGGAGCAGCAGCAGCCGCAAGAGGGCGCGGCGGUCCCCCAGCAGCGCCCGCGAGAGCAAGCGCUGCCAGUACGACCCCCCGAAAACCUCGGACAGUCAUUAUAUGGAAAGCAGGUCCCUAAAUGAGAGAGAUUAUUAUAGCCGGCGCUACGUUGAUGAAUAUAGAAAUGACUACAGUCAAGGGUGUGAGCCCGGGCAUCGCCACAGGGACCACGAAGGCAGAUACCAGAACCACAGCAGCAAGUCUUCUGGCCGGAGCGGACGGAGUAGCUAUAAAAGCAAGCACCGGACUCACCACAGCACCACCCAUCACCGAUCACACGCGAAGAGUCACCGAAGGAAAAGAUCCAGGAGUGUAGAGGAUGAUGAGGAGGGUCACCUGAUCUGUCAGAGUGGAGACGUACUAAGUGCAAGAUAUGAAAUUGUUGAUACUUUAGGUGAAGGAGCUUUUGGAAAAGUCGUGGAGUGCAUUGAUCAUAAAGUCCGCUGUGUCCAGAUGUUGGAAUGGUUUGAGCAUCGUGGUCACAUUUGCAUUGUAUUUGAAUUACUAGGACUUAGUACUUAUGAUUUUAUUAAGGAGAAUGGUUUUCUGCCAUUUCGACUGGAUCAUAUCAGGAAGAUGGCAUAUCAGAUAUGCAAGUCUGUGAAUUUUCUGCACAGUAAUAAGUUGACUCAUACCGACUUAAAGCCUGAAAACAUUUUAUUUGUGCAGUCUGACUACACAGAGGCAUAUAAUCCCAAAAUGAAACGUGAUGAACGUACCUUAAUAAAUCCAGAUAUUAAAGUUGUAGACUUUGGAAGUGCAACAUAUGAUGAUGAACAUCACAGUACAUUGGUAUCUACCAGACAUUAUAGGGCUCCUGAAGUUAUUUUAGCCUUAGGAUGGUCCCAACCAUGUGAUGUCUGGAGUAUAGGAUGUAUUCUUAUUGAAUAUUACCUUGGCUUUACAGUGUUUCCAACACAUGAUAGUAAGGAGCACCUAGCAAUGAUGGAAAGGAUUCUUGGACCUUUACCAAAACAUAUGAUACAGAAAACCAGGAAACGUAAAUAUUUCCAUCAUGAUCGAUUGGACUGGGAUGAACACAGUUCUGCUGGCAGAUAUGUUUCAAGGCGUUGUAAACCUCUAAAGGAAUUUAUGCUUUCUCAGGAUGCUGAACAUGAGCUUCUCUUUGACCUCAUUCAGAAAAUGUUGGAGUAUGAGCCAACUAAAAGGAUUACUCUCAAAGAAGCCUUAAAACAUCCUUUCUUUCAUCCCUUAAAAAAAACUACAUAGAUCUCUAAUUGUACAGCGAAAGAAGAGAUUUUAUAGACUGUAUCAGUCUAAUUAAGUUAUUUUGUACAGCUUUUGUAAAUUUCUUAAACUUUUAUAUUGCCUUGUUUAUUUUGUUUGGAUAGUUUGAUUUGUUAAGUCCAUAGCUAAGUAAUGAACAUCUUUUUCAAUGAUUUCUGUAUAAAAUGAUCUAUUCAAAAUAAAUUUUUUUGUGUUUAUGAAGUUUA